UACAUCGCAAGGAGCGUACCCGCUCAUUCCCCUCACUCUCUUAUCACCGUAUUCUUCUCUCUCGCACACAAUUUAAAACGCUCCCUCCCUAAAUUUCUUGGGCCAAGAUUUCCCUCUCGCAUCUACAAAUAACAAAACUUUCGACGAAUCCAUUCGACUGUUUUCUUCCUCCUCAUCAUUUACAUUUGCCUCCUUCUUGCAUUGAAGAUUUAGUGCCCACCAAAGCCUCUGAUUCCAAUGGGUUCUUCCAAUGGAGAGAAUCAUCCUGCUGUUGGAGAUGAGCAACCAUUUAGGAUCUUUGUGGGCUAUGAUGUUCGUGAAGAUCUUGCGUUUGAGGUCUGUCGCCAUUCCAUCUUGAAGCGAUCUUCAAUCCCUGUUGAGAUCAUACCAAUCAAGCAAGCAGAUCUGAGAAAGAAUGGUGUCUAUUGGCGUGAGAGAGGACAAACUGAAAGCACCGAAUUUUCGUUUUCACGGUUCUUAACUCCUUAUUUGGCAAAUUAUAAAGGAUGGGCAAUGUUUGUGGAUUGUGAUUUCCUGUAUCUAGCUGAUAUUAAGGAACUGAGGGACUUAAUUGACAAUAAGUUUGCAGUUAUGUGUGUCCACCAUGAUUAUACUCCAAAAGAAACUACAAAAAUGGAUGGUGCAGUUCAAACUGUUUACCCAAGGAAGAAUUGGUCUUCAAUGGUUUUGUACAAUUGUGGGCAUCCAAAGAACAAAGUGUUAACACCUGAGAUUGUCAACACUCAAACUGGUGCAUUUCUUCAUAGAUUUCAAUGGCUUGAGGAUAAUGAAAUUGGGUCAGUCCCAUUUGUUUGGAACUUUCUUGAAGGCCAUAACAAGAUUGUGGAAGGUGAUUUAACCACUCUCCCUAAAGCAAUUCACUACACUCGUGGUGGACCAUGGUUUGAAGCUUGGAAGAAUUGUGAAUUUGGAGAUCUCUGGGUGAAAGAAAUGGAGGAGUAUAAGAAGACUGAGAAGACAUCUGAAGAAUAGAAAUCGAACAUGAAAGUAAGUUCUCAAGGUUUAAUUGUGGAACUGAUUUUUUUAUUUUUGAUAUUUGCUUAUAAUUCUUUAGAUUGGUUAUGAUUGGUUGAACUGUAGAUUUAAAUAUAGUAUAUCAGAUUGUAUGGAGGCCUGCGAAAAUGAUGGUUUGAUGAUUUGUAGUAGUAUUGUUACUGGGAUUGUAGGAACAUUAUCUGUUCCUGUAGUACUAUUUUGCUGUUGUUCUACAUCUGUGCUUACAAAUUCAGGGGGUGAAUUUCCUAAACAUUCUUAAGGUAUAGGUUCGAAUCUCCUCCCUUAUUUUAUUGUGUAAUAUUGUAUAAGAAAUGAAGAAUAUGGUUUCUAAUUUA
This is a messenger RNA of Cucumis melo (muskmelon), 1352 nucleotides long. RefSeq names its product protein CDI. The record is from RefSeq and is a predicted model, not a curated record. Bases 238 to 993 code for a protein of 251 amino acids. The transcript has 2 exons. Lineage: Eukaryota; Viridiplantae; Streptophyta; Magnoliopsida; Cucurbitales; Cucurbitaceae.